AUGCCUUCCGACCCUCCAGCCGGGCCCCUCGCGGGACCCGAUCACAAUAACGAGAGAAUCCUAAACUCAAACGACCACUCCGCAAGCAGUUCUGCUGGCUCGGAACACACCAAGGUCGAAACGGACAAUGAACAAAUUGAAAAUGCUCAGCCCGCGAAUGCGCCGGCCGCCAAUGAGACAGGCCGCCCUCGCAAUCAUCCUCACUGGGGUGAGACAACAGUUGCUCCCGCGGUCACCAAAGGUUCAGAUGACCUACCAGACGCCGAAAAAGUCGGGACGAAUGAUAAGAUGGAGCUCACCGAGGACAUGUGCUACGAUGAGCUUGGAUAUGCAUUCCCGGAAAAGAAGAAGUGGUGGAUUCUGACCGUCAUCUUUCUGGUCCAGGUAUCCAUGAACUUCAAUACCAGCUUGUACUCAAAUGCGGUUCCUGGUAUGUCGGAAGAAUUUGGCAUCAGUGCACAGGCUGGCCGAUGCGGUGCCAUGAUCUUCCUUGUCCUAUACGCUUUUGGCUGUGAACUCUGGGCACCUUGGAGUGAAGAGUUGGGAAGGAAGCCUAUUUUGCAAUUGAGUUUGUUUCUCGUCAACGUCUGGCAACUCCCUGUGGCUCUUGGGAAAAACUUCACCACAAUUAUGGUCGGUCGAGCCCUUGGCGGUCUCUCCUCCGCUGGCGGUUCCGUUACUCUGGGUAUGAUUGCAGACAUGUGGGAGGCUGACACCCAACAAUAUGCUGUCGCCUUUGUCGUCUUCUCUUCGGUCGGUGGUUCGGUUUUGGGCCCUGUUAUUGGUGGUUUUUCCGAGGCAUACUUGGGUUGGAGGUGGAGUAUCUGGCUUCAAUUGAUUUUCGGCGGAGCCGUCCAAAUCCUCCAUUUCGUGUGCGUUCCAGAGACCCGUUCUACUAUCAUGAUGGAUAAAAUCGCAAAGAGGAGACGCGAGGCAUCUGCAAAAGAAGGAAGAGAGGAAAAUAUCUGGGGGCCAAACGAGUUGGUUCCUUUCCGUGAGCGUUUCUCAGCCAAGGAGAUCCUCGUAACCUGGAUUCGACCAUUCAAGAUGUUCUUGACCGAGCCUAUCGUUCUCACACUUUCGCUCCUCUCUGGAUUCUCUGAUGCACUGAUCUUCAUGUUCAUCCAAUCUUUCUCGCUCGUCUACAAGCAAUGGGGAUUUGGAACCGUCGAACUUGGAUUGGCAUUCAUCCCUAUCUUGAUCGGCUAUUUCAUUGCCUGGUUUUCCUUUAUUCCAGUCAUUAAGCGGAACAUCGCCGAGCGAAGGGCCAAACCCGAGGAUGAGACAGCGCAAUACGAGUCCCGACUUUGGUGGCUUCUUUACACCGCACCUUGCUUGCCCAUUGGCUUGAUCGGCUUUGCUUGGACAUCUACUGGUCCACCAUUGCCAUGGAUUGCAUCUUCGAUUUUCGCAGCUAUUGUCGGUAUCGCCAACUACGCCAUCUACAUGGCCACGAUUGACUACAUGAUCUGUGCUUACGGACCGUAUUCGGCAUCAGCAACAGGUGGAAACGGAUGGGCCCGUGAUUUCCUUGCAGGUGUUCUUACAGUGCCAGCAACCCCCUUCUUCCAGAAUAUCGGAGAUAAACCACUUGCAUAUGCAUCCACCAUUCUUGCUUGCAUUUCUUUUGUACUGGUUAUUGCCGUGUAUGUUAUCUACUGGAAGGGACCGGUACUCCGAAAGCGUUCUCCAUUCGCACAGCAACUUUCCAAUGCGCGAGAGCAGCAAGACGUCCAAGGCCGACGCUUGAGCAAGCGACCAACUGGCAGCCGUGCCAGCAGCUUUGCUCGUUCUCAGCAAGAUCUUCGUGUCCGUCAAGCUACCGGAAGCCGACAAAACAGUCUCUCGGGUACUGCCGGAAGACGUACGCCCAGAGCGACACCAGGACACACACCUGCCCAAAGCCGUGCAGCCAGUCCAGUUCGUGAGGAGGAGGAGUAA
Molecule: messenger RNA, 1941 nt
Organism: Glarea lozoyensis ATCC 20868
Lineage: Eukaryota; Fungi; Ascomycota; Leotiomycetes; Helotiales; Helotiaceae
Product: MFS general substrate transporter
Exons: 2
Coding region: 1-1941 (646 amino acids)
Biological process (GO): transmembrane transport
Molecular function (GO): transmembrane transporter activity
Source: RefSeq, a predicted model, not a curated record